UUGGCAACCACUUCCUCUGAGCAUCAACGGCCAUCUUUAAUUGUAACUCAUUCAUGAAAAGUUGUUGUCGAUCAAAUAAAACGCGCAAACCGACCCGUUUGCGCACGAAGCGGCGUCGUCGGCGCUGUUCGCGUGCGGUUCGCAUAAAGCGGAAGCAGAUCAGAAGCGGAGCGGCUGUCCGCAGAGAAUAAGUAAACACCGAGCGCAAUGAGAAAGAAGCAGACUGCCAAGCAGAGGAAGACUGAGGAGACUUCAGUGGUCCAAGAGUUUGUGGUGGAGAAAAUAAUUCGCCGUAGAGUAUUAAAUGGCAGAGUGGAGUACUUCCUGAAGUGGAAAGGCUUCACCGAUGCAGAUAACACGUGGGAGCCUGAGGAUAACCUGGACUGUCCCGGGCUCAUUCAGGAGUUUCUGAGAGACGCUGAUCUAUCGAAGGAGGCUGAAGAGGAGCAAAGUGAGCAGCAGGUCAUCAAGGAAGACAUGGCAGAGCAGGAGACGGAAAUUCAACAGAGCAACAACAGCGUCCUAAAACCAGAUGAUGAGGAGUCGGACGCCCCCACUGACCUCAGCAAUUACCUCGAGCCUGAAUGCAUUAUUGGCUCCACGGACAGAAAGGGAGAGCUCAUGUUCUUAGUCAAAUGGAAGAACUCCGAUGAUGUGGCCCUGCUGUCGGCCCGUGAAGCAAGCGCCAGAUGUCCACAGGUGGUCAUUGACUUCUACGAACAGAAGUUUACCUGGGACUGCAGGGACGAGAAGCAGUGAACAGGGAAACAACAAAAAAAAAUCCUGUUUUUGUAUACUGAGGACUGCUGAUAAACAACUGCGCUUCCACCUCAAGUUUAGUUUCUCCUCCAUCAGCUGACAUUAAAGGCUUGCUGCAGGUGGGGUUUUAGACUUGCAGCUGUGAGAUCCUCAGCAUGUGAUGGGGUUUUAAAUGACUCCCAGCUCUGUGGUGCUCAGCAAGGUCUCUGCCUAUAUGGACACAGAAAUGGAGACUAAAACUAACUAUAGUUGAUUUUUAUCUUAUUUUAUUCUUUAACUAACCUGCUGCUGCAUUCCUGUUGGAAGAUUAUGUAGCAGAUUCUGUCACUGUGGACGUGUUUUGCUUUAAAGAUAUCGUUAGAUUUUUGUUUUGAAAACCUGUUUAGCAAGAAGUCCUCGGAAGUUUGUGUUGUGUUUAAUGUUAGCAGAGUAAGCUAACUGCAGUUCAGUGCACAUUUAGCCUGUGUUUAGAUCUAAAGAGUAAACCUGUUUUGUUUUUAUUAGUUUUGUGGUUUUUUGUUUGUUUUUUGUUGUGUUUUUGGAUUUUCAUCAUAUGUGGUGUGAAUUAAAAAUGUGUUCUUUAUGUGACCCUCCAGGUUUGUUUUUUUUGAAUAUAGAAACCACUGUCCCACAUUCUCCUAUCCAGAAAUCUGCAGCCUUUCUCACAGGUUGUACUUUCUUAUAUCUAAUUAGAUAAUUUUACAAAUCUGCCAACUUUUUCCUGGAAAAAAAGUAGAUAUUUUUUUCAUCCUUCGGAUCGGCCAUUUGUAAUGUGUUGGAGUUGCAGUGCUGUUUUUUUAUUUUUUACAGGCAUUAGAAUUUUGCAAAAAUACUUAUUUGAUCCUUUCAUCUAUUGAGAAAUCUUGGCAGAAUAAUUCAGAAUAGAUUGCAUUUGUUCCCUUUGAGCAUUUAAACUUUAACCAUCCCCUAAAAGAUUUAUUUCAUUGCACUUUAUUUUAGAGACUGUAUACAUUUACACAGAGCUGAGUCACUCCUGUAAUGACUCAGCUGUUUGUAGUAGAUAACUGUGUUCUGAAGGCACUGAUGUGACUUUACAUAUCUCCCAUGACUGUUAUGGGACACCAACCCAAACCUUAAACCUCUUUAAACACACCUGCUGAUCUGCUGUAACUGUUGACCUGAAUCUGUGAAAUCUGCAAAUAAAACUUUUUAUAACCUCAUCCCUUCUUCAAACGCCUUGAAUGCACCAGUUCUAUGUUCACAUUGAUUUGCCUCUUAAAAAUC
This is a messenger RNA of Cyprinodon variegatus (sheepshead minnow), 2004 nucleotides long. It is a transcript of the gene cbx3b, whose product is annotated as chromobox protein homolog 3-like. Gene Ontology annotation, molecular function: chromatin binding. NCBI's taxonomy places the organism in Eukaryota, Metazoa, Chordata, Actinopteri, Cyprinodontiformes, Cyprinodontidae. Gene Ontology annotation, cellular component: nucleus; pericentric heterochromatin. The coding region runs from base 208 to 759 and encodes 183 amino acids. Gene Ontology annotation, biological process: chromatin organization; negative regulation of transcription by RNA polymerase II. The transcript has 5 exons. The record is from RefSeq and is a predicted model, not a curated record.